This is a messenger RNA of Meleagris gallopavo (turkey), 2838 nucleotides long. The record is from RefSeq and is a predicted model, not a curated record. NCBI's taxonomy places the organism in Eukaryota, Metazoa, Chordata, Aves, Galliformes, Phasianidae.
UGAAUCUCCUAUUUUGCUAACUCUUUUACAUAUCAUGCUGAGCUUUUGAAGAGUGUUGAAACACUGAGCUGAGGAGGUGUGCAAUCUCACUCCUUUUACUUCCUUGCACCAGGGAAAACAAAAAAACUUCAGGUGCAAACCCCAGAAGUAGGCCAUCACACAGUCCUGGGUAUGAGUAGCUGAGGGACAGUGUUGCAGGAUGAGGUCUAGGAAGAGAGAUGUAACAAGUCAGAAACAAAACUUGCUUUUUACUUGCCACCCUCCGUAUCAGAUUUUAUUGCCACCUCAUUCACUUGAAAAAAAAAUGAGAUUUCAUAGCAGGCUGGAUUUUCAAGAACAGUAAGAAACAUCAAGAGAGAAUCAAUUAUUUGAGCUGUUUCGAUGUAGCAAAUCACACAGGCGGUGAAUGCACUGCUUUGGCUUAACUAAAAAUUAUGUGUUGUGAAACACGGAACACAACAUGCAGAUAGCAGUGUGUCCAUCUGAAUAGGCAUAUCUGAAUCGAUCCAUAUAGCUGUCUGAUGCCAAUAUGGUCACACAACUAUGUGCUGCAAAUGAGGGAAGGUAGAGGCUACAACCCUCACCCUCCCUAAUUCCCUUUAAAAACAAACGGUAGUGAAGUCAACAGAAACAUAAGAAAGGGGUAGUAGAGUGAUACUGAAGACUAUUGGUGGUUCACAUUGAGCUGAUUCUGACUCUCUGUUUGGGUUUCUGUGCAGUAUACAGCUUUUCACUCUUCUCACAUCACAUUUUCUGUCUCCCACCUAGUGCUGCCCAAGUAUGAGGUCCUGGUGAAGCUGCCUAAGAUGAUCACUAUUGAGGACAAGGAACUUCCAGUGUCCGUCUGUGGUCUUUACACCUAUGGAAAACCAGUCCCUGGUUUGGUGAGUGUCCAAGUGUGCCGGAAAUUUUCCCAUUCUGCUUCACAUUGUUAUAGAAAAGAAGGAGAAGCUGUAUGUGAAGAAUUCACCAGGCAGGCAGAUGCUCAUGGGUGUGUUUCUGAUGUAGUAAGGACUAAGAUAUUUCAUCUCCGGCGCAGGGGAUAUAAGAUGAGCAUUGAGGUGCAAGGCAAGAUCACAGAAGAUGGUACAGGAAUAGUUGUGACUGGAACAGGCUCCUGUGAAAUCACAUCCAUAAUGAGCAAAGUCAGCUUUGACCUGUUGGAUUCUCAUUACAGACCAGGGAUCCCACUCUUUGGCAGGGUGAAGCUGGUAGAUGGUAAUGAUGUUCCCAUUGCCAAUGAAACCAUCAGGAUUUCUGUGAAUGGAGACAUAUACAAAGGAAAUUACACUACAGAUGAGCAGGGACUAUCCUGGUUUUCCAUUGAUACUACCACGUUCACAGAAGCCUCCCUGGAAAUCCGAGCUGAAUAUAAACCUGAACUGAACUGUUAUGUCAGUGACUGGAUCACGCCUUCACAUGAGCAUGCCAUGCGUAGAAUAAGUCGGUUUUACUCCCCCAGUAAGAGCUUCCUCAAAAUUGAGCCCAAGUUGGAGAUGUUAAGUUGUGGCUCCUCCGCAGAGAUCCAGGUGCACUAUAUCUUCACACCAAAGGUUAUUGAACAGCAGAGGAAAAUUAUCAUUUACUAUUUGGUGAUGGCCAAGGGAAGUAUUAUGUUAGCAGACACCUAUGAUCUGACUGUGGAUCCUGGAAAUGCUUAUGGGAUAUUCCAGUUGAUUUUACCUGUUGAGGCGACAAUUGCUCCCCUGGCACAAAUGCUUGUCUAUACCACUUCACACAGUGGAGAAGUCAUUGCUAGUACAGGAGAAUUCCAGGUUGAAAGUUGCCUUCUCAAUAAAGUCAACUUGAGUUUUCUACCCAAGGAAGAACUUCCUGCCUCCAACACAAGUCUGAAACUCCAUUCCUCACCAAGGUCCCUGUGUGCCCUCCGUGCCGUGGACAGGAGUGUUCUCCUCAGGAAGCCUGAAAAUGAGCUCUCUCCCAGCUCUGUGUAUAACCUUCUCCCACUCAAGGAACUCCGGGGCUAUAGCUUCAAGGGCUACUACUUGGAAGAAGAAGAUGUAAACCCCUGUGUGUCACUUGACAACAUAUUACUGAAUGGAUUCACCUAUGUACCCAUUUCUCCUGAUGGUGAAGGUGAUGCUUACGAAAUUCUCAAACUGAUAGGCUUAAAAGUCUUCACUAGCAACAAGAUCCAUAAGCCUGAAGUCUGCCAGCAUUACACAGCGCAUAUGAUGGAAAGGAGUUACAGUGGUUCUAUCAGUGCAUCGCAACUGCUUGAUGAUUCAGACUAUGCAAUGUUAAAAGGGAUGGAUGCUGGCAGUCCCAUGGAGACCAUCCGGAAGUACUUCCCUGAGACAUGGAUUUGGGACAUAUUUUCAGUGAACUCUGAGGGAAAUGCUGAACUAGAUGUGACCAUCCCUGACACCAUCACUGAAUGGAAAGCCAGUGCAUUCUGCAUGUCCCCAGACACAGGCUUUGGCCUGUCACCAACAGUGUCCCUCAGAGCCUUCCAGCCUUUUUUUGUAGAGCUCACCCUACCUUACUCUGUAGUGCGUGGUGAGGCCUUCACACUGAAAGCCACUGUUUUCAACUACCUGACAGCCUGCAUCAGAGUAAGGAAGACUUAAAUCCUUCUUCAUACCUGUACCUUCUUGUAUACUCUUUGCCUACACCUAGCCUUCUUUCUUAUCUCUGACUAGCCUUAGACCCCUUCCUCCCUGAAAUUCUUAUGUUAUACCUUCAACAUGCUGGAAAUGCCCACAUACAACUCCAGCUUCCUGCUCCUUUGCUACAGAAGAAAUUGCUAAUUUUUCCUAGCACUCUGUCUUCUCCCUUUCUCUCAAGAUCAUUCCUUGAUUACACCUCUCUACAAAU